AUGAACUCCAUUCAUAACCUCAUAGUAACAUCAUUAGAACGAUCAUCAAACACAUUCGGCACCACAAGCGAAUCGAAAAUCAUGUCUAGCAGAAGUUCAAGAACAUCAUCAGGGUCCAGGGAUGAUGAGAUUAGUGGUCUAAUCUUCAGGCUACAAAGACUCUUGCCCAAUUCAAGCUCAAGAAACAAAAGGGCACACCCAUCGAAAACGUUGGAAGAGGUCUGUAAUUACAUUAAAAAACUGAACAAGGAUGCUGAUGAUCUCAGUGAUAGAAUCUCUCAGCUUUUGGCAUCUGGUGAUAUUAAUGCCAAUGAUGCAGAAACUAUCAGAAAUCUUCUUCAGCAGUAGAGAAGCAAGAUGGACCAUAUUAAUUCCACUUUGUCUCCUUUUGUUCUUCCUUCACUGUUAUAUUAUUGUAGUUUGAGAAGCAGAGAUAAAGACAUAUAUAUUUGUAUGGGUGUGACUUUUACUCUUCUAUGAGAAGUUUUGAAGUUAG
Oldenlandia corymbosa var. corymbosa is the source of this 496-nucleotide messenger RNA. The record is from the annotation of a GenBank genome assembly. Lineage: Eukaryota; Viridiplantae; Streptophyta; Magnoliopsida; Gentianales; Rubiaceae.